Molecule: messenger RNA, 1963 nt
Organism: Hyaena hyaena (striped hyena)
Lineage: Eukaryota; Metazoa; Chordata; Mammalia; Carnivora; Hyaenidae
Gene: SPTSSB
Product: serine palmitoyltransferase small subunit B
Exons: 3
Coding region: 392-622 (76 amino acids)
Biological process (GO): endoplasmic reticulum organization; ceramide biosynthetic process
Cellular component (GO): serine palmitoyltransferase complex
Molecular function (GO): serine C-palmitoyltransferase activity
Source: RefSeq, a predicted model, not a curated record
CAUUCUCCUCUGGAAGGAAUCGCUGGGAGCAGUGCGGUUGGACACAAGUUUGCGUGGGAGUGUUUUCCUUUUGUCAAUAAUUAAUCACCGGAAUCAGUCUGGCAGAAUUGGAGUUUUAGCAAUAGUGCAGAGGGCGGGGCCGAACACCUAACUCCAGGAGGCUCUGAGGCACCCGGCGCAGUGGGAAGCUCGCAGCAGCUGGGGAGGAGCCAAAGCUUGGGUGCUCACCUAAGCCGCAGGGAGAUACACCCAACCGGGAGAUGAAAAAACAGCAACCCAGAGAAGAGAAGUGACCCACACAGGAUCAAUUCCACAGAGGAAGAAGGACAAGAACCCAGAUCUGGGCCCUCCUGGGCAGGACAGACUUUCUGCAGCUUGAAAGGAGCCAACUAUGGAUUUCAGACGUGUGAAGGACUAUUUCUCCUGGCUCUACUAUCAAUACCAAAUCAUUAGCUGCUGUGCUGUCUUGGAACCCUGGGAGCGAUCCAUGUUCAAUACGAUCUUACUAACCAUCUUUGCUAUGGUGGUAUACACCGCCUAUGUAUUUAUCCCAAUCCACAUUCGUCUGGCUUGGGAAUUUUUCUCCAAAAUGUGCGGCUAUCACAGUGCAGUUUCUAAUUGAGCUUAGUUGCAUUCUGUGAAUCGUCAUUGCGUAUGUAAACGUUGCUUACAAGUUACCAAUUUACAUGAAUACCGUGUCUUCUUUCACUAUCUGAUCUGAAAAGCUCUCUUCUCUAUGCACUCUUGUAUCUUGCCUGAAAUGUGAGAUAGGUGUUUCUUUAGGUUCUUUUGUACAUUCUGCAUUGUGCAUCCAACCAUGGGUAACACACAGAGACCUUACCUCACAGACUAACCAUAUUCGUUCAGCUUAAAUCUACAACUUCAGAUUUUUUUUUAAUUGGAAAUUUCAUAUAAAAUUUUUUCUGGGAAGCUGGCUCCUAAGAGACCUACCAGAAUCCUAUUUAAAAUGCUCCCUUGAUACGUGUUCUGUACUAAAGGGUAUAUUUUUAAAAAUUUGUUCAUAAGCUCCUGUCAAAAGUAUCCUAUCCUUGUUUACAGCAUAUGAAAAGAUAUGAAUAAAUUAUAUGGGCCCCCUAAAGUCUUAUUUUCUAGUAAACUGCUGAAACCUAAAAUUCUUGUACUUUGAGUGCAAAAGAAUAGGCUGGAGGCAAUUAUCUCUUUCCAGACAUGGUUCAUGAAUUAUUUCAAAUGCCUCUAAAAGUCUGGCUUUAUAACAGUUUAAAAUCAACAAUGUUGAUUUUAGAUAACCCAGUAAGUAUUAUGAUACAAAGAUAUUAAGUGUAAGGAACAAAAUAUAAUCAAAGUAAAUUCAGAUGUGACUUGAGAUGCUGCCCAGGCCUUGCAUGAUCUUGAGAGCCAGGGGUGGGGGUGGGGGAGUGAGAGAAAAGAAAUUGCUUUCUUUCUGUGAUUUCACUCAGUGGAGGGAGGGGGAAAGCACGUAUUAGGCUACAGGAAGAAAAGCUAAUAAAUAGACUGGAAGUAAUAUUCUACCAGCAGGAACUCGACAGCUCCAGUUAAAUGCUUUGAUAUAGUGGCUCUGUUGCAGAGCAAAAACAAGAUUUAUUAAAUUUCCUCCAAAGUGUUUAUCUCAAAAACAAAUACAAGUUUUUAAUUAUACUGCUGAAUCAAAUGUGAAUGCCGAAGGCCAAACCUUACAGUUUUUCUUUCCUUCCAAUAAAUACUAAGGUUAGUAAUUCUGGAGGGUAAAAAUGGGAAAAAAUAUAGUCUUUGGACAAUGUUUGCACCUAUGUUUGUGUUAUGGGGGAAAAAAAUUCCCAGGAAGCCUAGAGAGAAAGAUGUUUGGCAUGCCAAAUUAACAUGCAUGUUUGUUAAAAAAACAAAAAUACGUGUUUUGAAGAUAAAACCAGAUCUGAACAUGUACUGUUGAUUUUUGCAAAAUAAAAUUAGGUUUAAUUUUGUAAAUAAAAUAUUCACCUCCAGA